AUGAGACGGCAACUCCGCUCCAGAAGGGCUCCCGCCUUUCCUUACGGUUAUCGCUACAGACUUGAUGAUCAGGAUGAAGCGAAUCACAACUACUUAGCAGAUGAAGAGGAGGAAGCUGAAGAGGAGGCUCAGGUGAUGAUGGUGCCUGGUCUGGAGGAAGAGGAAGAAGAGGAGGAAGGAAAAGAGGAGGAGGAAGAAAGGGAGGAAGAAGAAGGUCAGGGUCAGUCAACAGGCAGUGCCUGGUGGCGGAAAUUGCAGAUCGUGAAUGAAUACCUGUGGGACCCGGAGAAAAGGAUGUCUCUGGCCCGAACAGGUCAGAGUCGGAGUCUUAUUUUAGUCAUUUACUUCUUCUUCUAUGCCUCCCUGGCUGCUGUGAUCACCCUGUUCAUAUACAUGCUGUUCCUAGCCAUCAGUCCUUACAUGCCGACCUUCACCGAGCAGGUGAAACCUCCUGGAGUUAUGAUCAGACCCUUCGCUCAUAGCCUUAACUUCAACUUCAACGUUUCUGAACCUGAAACUUGGCAGCGUUACGUGAUUAGCCUAAAUGGCUUUCUCCAGGGCUAUAAUGACAGUCUUCAAGAGGAAAUGAAUAUAGAUUGUCCUCCGGGUCGGUACUUCAUCCAAGAUGGAGAUGAAGAUGAGGACAAGAAGGCCUGCCAAUUUAAGCGCUCCUUCCUGAAGAAUUGCUCUGGGUUGGAGGAUCCCACUUUUGGAUACUCUACUGGACAGCCUUGCAUCCUCCUCAAGAUGAACCGGAAAGGUGAUGAAAAUGACAUUCGAUCCAUCAAUUACUACCCGGAGUCUGCUUCUUUUGACCUCCGCUACUACCCUUACUAUGGCAAACUGACUCAUGUUAACUACACCUCCCCGCUGGUGGCUAUGCAUUUUACAGAUGUGGUGAAGAACCAAGCAGUGCCUGUACAGUGCCAGCUGAAGGGCAAAGGCAUUGUAAAUGAUGUCAUCAAUGAUCGUUUUGUUGGGAGGAUAAUCUUUACCCUGAACAUAGAAACCUAG
This is a messenger RNA of Mus caroli (Ryukyu mouse), 1014 nucleotides long. The record is from RefSeq and is a predicted model, not a curated record. Lineage: Eukaryota; Metazoa; Chordata; Mammalia; Rodentia; Muridae.